AUGCUCCUCUCUUUUCGAACGGAAAGACAAAUGCCUGCCACGCAUCGUGACGCCGUGCGCUUCGCGCGGCACCUCGUGGCUCACAGGGCACAGCCACUCGUGGCCUCACUCACCCGAUCUCCGCGCCGUCACGCUGCACCAGGCACCAUGGAUCAGACUGAGAAGGCCUUCCAGAAGCAGGACGCGGUCUUCCUGGGCUCCAAGCGGCUCUUGACCAAGAAGUCCAAGAAGGCCGCCAGGUACUGGCGCAACAUUGGCUUGGGCAUCCCCACCCCCAAGGAGGCCAAGGAAGGCAAUUUCGUGGACAAGAAGUGCCCUUUCACUGGGAAUGUCAGCAUCCGUGGUUCCAUCCUGAAGGGCAUGUGCAUCUCUACCAAGAUGAAGCGAACCAUCAUCAUCCGCCGAAACUACUUGCACUACAUCAAGAAGUUCAACCGUUUCGAGAAGCGCCACAGCAACGUGGCCGUGCACUGCUCCCCGGCCUUUGAGCCCAAGGAGGGCGACAUCAUCACCGCAGGGCAGUGCCGACCCUUGGCGAAAACGGUGCGCUUCAAUGUCCUCAAGGUGGACAAGAAUCAGAUCUUCGGAUCUGCCCGAAAGCAGCACUUAGGCACCAUGGAUCAGACUGAGAAGGCUUUCCAGAAGCAGGACGCGGUCUUCCUGGGCUCCAAGCGGCUCUUGACCAAGAAAUCCAAGAAGGCCGCCAGGUACUGGCGCAACAUCGGCUUGGGCAUUCCCACCCCCAAGGAGGCCAAGGAAGGCAAUUUCGUGGACAAGAAGUGCCCUUUCACUGGGAAUGUCAGCAUCCGUGGUUCCAUCCUGAAGGGCAUGUGCAUCUCUACCAAGAUGAAGCGAACCAUCAUCAUCCGCCGAAACUACUUGCACUACAUCAAGAAGUUCAACCGUUUCGAGAAGCGCCACAGCAACGUGGCCGUGCACUGCUCCCCGGCCUUUGAGCCCAAGGAGGGCGACAUCAUCACCGCAGGGCAGUGCCGACCCUUGGCGAAAACGGUGCGCUUCAAUGUCCUCAAGGUGGACAAGAAUCAGAUCUUCGGAUCUGCCCGAAAGCAGUUUGCCUUGUUCUGA
Durusdinium trenchii is the source of this 1086-nucleotide messenger RNA. The record is from the annotation of a GenBank genome assembly. NCBI's taxonomy places the organism in Eukaryota, Dinophyceae, Suessiales, Symbiodiniaceae.